UUAAAGUUAAUUCGGAAAAAGAAUAUUAUGGUCUAACUUUACUUAUACUAAACUGGUCGUUUUCUUUUGUUUGAUCAAAAAGCAUAAUGUAAUCCGUGUUUUGUUGUCUAGGUGAUUCUAUUAGCCAUGCUUCUCGCCGUAGUCGCAGCACAACACGGUCAUCACCACGACCACCACCACGGUCACGCUUCCUCAUCACAGAGCCUCCACCAGCACCACUCACAUGGCACCGAGAAACACGUCGAGUACUAUGGUCACCCUAAAUACGAGUUCUCUUACCAAGUGAAGGACCCUCACACACACGACAUCAAGUCCCAGCACGAGACGCGCGACGGUCACCUCGUGCACGGCGAGUACAGCCUGCACCAGCCCGACGGCAGGAUCAGGACUGUCAAGUACCACGCCGACCACAAGACCGGAUUCAACGCAGACGUCCACUACGAGGGUCACGCCACACACGUCGUUCCUAAACACCACCACCACCACUGAUUCUUUGUUAUGCCUCAAUUGUUACUGAGUGUUAUUCUUGUUAUCUAAUAUGAUACUGCAAAUAAAUUACCUAGUCCCAAAA
Molecule: messenger RNA, 571 nt
Organism: Trichoplusia ni (cabbage looper)
Lineage: Eukaryota; Metazoa; Arthropoda; Insecta; Lepidoptera; Noctuidae
Product: cuticle protein 19-like
Exons: 3
Coding region: 127-489 (120 amino acids)
Cellular component (GO): extracellular matrix
Source: RefSeq, a predicted model, not a curated record